AUGGACGGCGACGACUUUCACGCCUCACUUCAACAGCUCAAGCAGCAGCUUGAUUUCAUGAACAAGCGUACUGCUUUGACCCUUGACAACUUUCAUCAACAUUCGAACAAGGUAACACACAACUCAACCCAGGUUGGUCAAUUCCCCUCUGUCACCAUGGCAGACUAUGCGCAACAAAUCAAACACAUCGGCGCCACAGUCGGCGCCCUCGCUAGCCAACAAGAAGAUCGUUUUCAAAAACUUGAGCAUCAGCUCAAUCUUCUGUCUGACAAACUUGACCAUCUUGCUCUGAAUCACCCUCGUUUCACUCCCCCUGAAUCAUCCACCUCAUCCGUUCACGAAGACGCAGAGUGUUGCUUUGAUCCACCAUUUGGAAAGUCCUUCAACACACCACGUCAGCCGCUCGACAUGCCACAUGCAACUGUAGCCGACCUUGGUGGCUACUUCUACCCGAAUCGCCACAAGCACAGUCACACCGAUCAGCAAUACAUCUCGGAUGCCUCAACAUUCGUUGGUAGGGUCAAUCGAACACUUUGUACAAAAUCCAUCACCAACAUUGAGAUCUUCUUGAGAGGUUCUGCCUUACGUUGGUUCCAUAUCGGCCUCAGAAUCGAUGGUUCACACAUCUUCGAUGGUGAAAAUGGAGAAAUGAACAUGGCCAAAUUCUGCCAAUCGCUCGUCCUUCUUUUUGGCUUUCCCGAUCGUUCAAGACCAGAAUCUGAUGUCGAGGCUUUGCACCUCAAGCCGGCUUUCAUGCGCAGCGUCAUUCUCGAAGACUAUGCUUUCCCUGCUCUUGAACACGCACGUCGUCAAGGAACUGUGAGUGAUUUCGAGCUCGCUCUGCGCAGAGCCAUCGAACGUUACAACCAAAGCUCCACAUCCAUCACCGUGAACCCCGACAUAGCCAAGAACAAGGAUCUGCUCAAUGCAUUGGCCUGCCUCCGCCGCAGCGAAUGUGACCAGAGACUCGACAAGAUGUUGGCCCGCAAGCGACAGCGCUUCGACAAUGCAACAUCAGCUAAUGCACCAGGCGAGAAUGCAAUCAAGGCAGGCUCGACCGGUAACGAACUCCGACACAAAGUCGCAAAUUCCAGGAACCAGAUCAUGCAGGCGCAAAACAGAGACUGCACCGUGAAAAACCCCGCUGAAGGGGCUGCAGUCGCCAAAGCCGGCAUUGAAACUCCAAUCUCCACCAGACUUGAGGAUCCUAAGGUCUCAAAGUUGAUCGGGAUUGCGACUGAGCCUUACCCUCCAGGCUCGACAACCGAAUCAUGUCCUACGACUCCAAUUCUGCCUUGCCAAGUCUCAGCAAGCUUUUUGAAUGGAGCUCCUCAAAUGAGAAGCUUCCGCGAACAGCUGCAGGGAAUAGCAACCAUGGGCUCUGAUGAGGUCGAUCACAGCCUACCAGUGUCUCCCAAGACGGCCAAGAAGUUUGGCCUUCAACCAGGCCGUCAACUUACACAACAGCAGCGUUUCCAGAUGAAGCAACAGAUGCUUAUGCAACAAACGGCUCAGUCUCAUCAGAACGCCAUGAAGGAGGAGAAGGCAAUUCACACUGAUGACUACCCCAGAAAUAUCUCCCACCAGCAAAGUUCUGUACUCGCUAUGUGUAAACGUCCAGAAUACAGUCAACCCGACGAGAUUUCCCGCACUCAUGAGCAUGAUUUUACUUCUAGCUCAAACAGCGGUUCAAAGUCCCGUCUCGUGGCUCACCAGCAAGCCCUCAUGGAGCAGUUCAUGACUUUCCCAGAUGAGGAUCUACAAAAGUCUGAAGAGACAACCGACAAAUUCCCCGAACAAAUGUCGCAAUAUCUCCAGCACAAAGCAGCACAUGAAGCCAAAAAGCAGAACGGAGAGAUCAUACAGGAUAAACCGCGCACGUCCAAACAGGAAGAAACUGACUUGCAACAGAAGAAGCGCAAGCUGCUUGCUCUUGCCGAUAGGGCCAAUCGUGUAUACCAGCGCGAAGAACCACACAUCAACCCUCACUUAUAUUACGAGAGCGGAUGUGCCGCUAUGAAGGAAUCUAUGGAGCAAAACAUGACACGCCUCGAGCUUGGCCCUCUUAAUGAUCAGAACUCGACAAGCUAUGCUCAAAUGCUUGAAGACCACGCUGCAGCAGUAGCUGAAGAGAAUAUCCAUAAAGUUGAGCUGCCCUCCCGCCUCGCUUUCACCAGCGGCGAGCCCAUAUGGCAGAAGUUUGAGGCCGCUGAUGGUGCUGGAUCUCCAGCCCCAGAGGCCACUCAUCCUGUCGCACCAAAUCCCAAGCUUUCUGUCUACGUUCCUCCUUCCAUGCGUGGUGUCGCACCUUCCUCAGAGUCUGCACCUCCUGUCGCUGCUCCCUACAAGCGCUGGGCCCCUUGGCUCUCUCGCGCUGAUGGCGAAGCUCCUCACGCAUCUGGCGGUAGAUACGAGCCUCAAUCGUCUCGCGGCGGUUUCUCUAGCACUUACGGAAGUGGUGGCUUUGACAGCAACAGAACCAAGGAAGAUACGUGGACCCAAGAAGAAGCUUCGAUACUCGAGGCCGCCUUGAGAGAGGACGGAAGAAACUAA
This is a messenger RNA of Aureobasidium melanogenum CBS 110374, 2553 nucleotides long. RefSeq lists its product as uncharacterized. The transcript is spliced from 2 exons. NCBI's taxonomy places the organism in Eukaryota, Fungi, Ascomycota, Dothideomycetes, Dothideales, Saccotheciaceae. Bases 1 to 2553 code for a protein of 850 amino acids. The record is from RefSeq and is a predicted model, not a curated record.